This is a messenger RNA of Aspergillus mulundensis, 1860 nucleotides long. RefSeq lists its product as uncharacterized. The transcript has 5 exons. The record is from RefSeq and is a predicted model, not a curated record. Lineage: Eukaryota; Fungi; Ascomycota; Eurotiomycetes; Eurotiales; Aspergillaceae. Bases 1 to 1860 code for a protein of 619 amino acids. Gene Ontology annotation, molecular function: zinc ion binding; L-iditol 2-dehydrogenase (NAD+) activity. Gene Ontology annotation, biological process: D-sorbitol catabolic process.
AUGGCCACAAAAACCCGCCUCCAAACCUCCCUUGCUCGCGCCGUCGCCCGCGAAGCCCCCUCCGUCGGCCAAUGGCUCGAAUUCCCAGGCUACCAGCUCGCCAGAACGGUCGCAUCCCUAGGUGAAGACUGGGUCCUAAUAGACUGCGAGCACGGCGCCAUCUCCGACACCGACAUGCACCUGCAAGUGGCCGCCGUCGCCAGCGCAAACUGUUCACCCAUCGUGCGCAUCCCCGCCUCAGAACCCUGGAUGAUGAAGCGCGCGCUCGACGCCGGCGCCCACGGGAUCAUGGUCCCCAUGUGCGAGACCGCCGCGCAAGCGCGCUCCAUCGUCGCAGGGUGCAAGUACCCACCAACAGGGAUCCGCGGCGCAGGCGCCAUGUUCGCGCACAGCGCAUUCAACCAGAGCCCGCGGGAGUACCUGACGAGCGCGAACGAGAACAUCGUUGUGAUCGUGCAGAUUGAGAGUCGGACGGCUGUGGAGAACUGCGAGGAGAUUGCGGGGGUGGAGGGGGUCGAUAUGCUGUUUGUUGGGCCGAAUGAUUUGGCCAGUUCGAUGGGGCAUGUGGCCUUUGAGCACCCGCGUAUCCCGGAGGUUCAGGAGGCGAUCGCGCGGGUUUUGAGGGCAGCGAAGGACAAGGGGAAGUAUGCGGGGCAUUUUGCGUUGGGGGCGGAGGAGGCGGCCAGGAGGUGGAGGCAGGGGUUUGACUUUGUGAAUUGUGGUGCGGAUAUUGUGGCUGUUGGGGCUUGGAUGGGGGGUGAGAUGGAGAGGUUGAAGGGGCUGAUUGAGGAGACUAAAAUGCCCACCAACCGCGCCGCCGUCUGGGUCUCGCACCGCACCCUCGCCGUCCAAGAGCGCCCCAUCACACCCCCCGGACCCAACGACGUCCUCGUCCAAAUCAUCUCAACCGGAAUCUGCGGCUCGGACGCCCACAACUGGAACAACCCCAAUGUCUCAAAGCAGCUAAUUCUCGGCCACGAGUCCGCAGGCGUGAUCGUGGAAGUCGGCGCCGCGGUGAAAGACCGACAGGUCGGGCAGCGUGUUGCCGUUGAGCCGGGGUUUGCGUGUUCCACAUGCGAGUUCUGCCGCCGCGGCAACCAGAAUACCUGCGCGGAUCUCAAAUACUGCGGCCUCGAUCCCACGGACGGCACGCUGCAGCAGUACUUCACCUGCAAAGCACACAUGGCAGUGCCCAUUCCCGAAAGUGUCUCUUGGGAAGAAGCUGGCGCCAUCCAGCCUCUCGCGAUUGCGGUGCAGCUCGCCAGACGGGCGGCGCUGAGUGCCAGCAAGACGGUGGCUAUAUUUGGCUGCGGCCCCCUCGGCCUCCUCGUCAUCGCUAUCGCAAAAGCCUACGGCGUCCGCAACAUCCUAGUCUUCGACAUCGAGCAAUCCCGCCUCGACUUCGCGCUCUCCUACGGCGCAGACAUCGGGAUCCUCUCGCCGAAAAACACAGAGAACAUCGAGCCCCUGAAGUUUGCAACAGAGUUUACAUCCUCCGUGAAGCAAGAGCACAAUCUCAGCCACGGGGUCGACAUCUCCAUCGAAGCCAGCGGCGCCGAGUCAUCCGCGCAAAUGGCGCUUACGAUCCUCAAGCCGGGCGGCACGUGUAUCCAGGCUGGGCUGGGGAAGCAGCUUACGAGCGUUCCUCUUUUCUUGCUCACGGCGAAUGAGCUGACGCUUAAGGGGACGGUGCGGUUUACGCCGGGGUGCUAUGCUGAGGCGAUUGAUUUGGUGCAGAGCAAGAGGGUAGAUUUGAAGCCGUUGAUUACCGAGACGUUUCCGUUGACGAGGGUGCAGGAGGCGUUUCAGGCGCAGUUUGAGAGGAGGGGGAUCAAGAUUGUUAUUAUGAAUCAGGAGUAG